CACUUGACAGCAGUUGGAGCGUUAGUUGAGUCCUGCCCCUGUGUGACAAGCGCUUCCUCUUUCCUUUUAACCACAUGCUGACAGCACACGACACAGCAGCACUGAACACAGCUGCUAAACGGAUACAUCGUAGGCACAUCCCCUUUACACCCUGCUGAGUUUUAAACCUCCACACUUUUUCAACUUUUUCUCACCAGACUUUUAAAACAGAGAGACUCGAGAGGAGAAACUUCGGAUCCCUCCGAUGAAUAAUGUCAACGUGGGAAAAAGGGUGGAUCAAUUUCAGAUUUCCCAGGCUUAAUGAAUAGAUGGUGUGACUAAGUACUUACUGUACACUGAAGUGAUUUCAACUAUUUUCAAAAUCAACCACUGAGGGUGUGUCUGCUUCAACAUUACUACUACGGCAUGCGGGAUGGGCCAAACUCGCUCAGAUCUCUCGCAUACCACCGCCACCCCAGUCAGAGCGAAAUGGAAAGCAGGCGAAACAGCCAAGCGACUCCGUAUCCGCACAUUUAGGAGCGGAGAGAAGCGACGCGGAGAACAGAUAAACAGGAAUCCGAUGAAAAAUAAAGUGCUGUCGUGUUUGGGAAGGAGAAAGCGAGACUCCAGUCAGACAGAAGCGGAUUUUGGUUGCGGAAACGGAGCUGGAGAUCCAGCAACGCGCCGCGAUCACAGAGUAGGAAAGUUGCCGAGGGACGAGGUUACCUCGGUGGUCGGGGAACAACGAGCAUCCCCCAGUUGCUUUGAGACACAGUUCGGCCUAGAUGAAAGCAUCCAACACGCCGUGAACCGAGAGGCACCGUCUGGCUCAUCUGAUGCGUCCGGUUUGGAAACACGCAGCGGUGAAGCCAGCGGUGCGGGCUGUGAGGAGCCGAAAUCCGGACGAGAGGACAAUGCCUCGAACCCCCCAGCUAGGGCCAUGGAAGACCAGCCACCGGGGGGGACCAAGCAGGACCGUGUUGUGUGUGAAGUUAGGGAAUUAACAGGGACAAGUGUGAGUGCUGCACCGCUGCUCACCUCUGACCCGGUCACUCGGAUUAGCCCCGAUCAACCUCUGGAUAGUGGACCGUUGUUAAAAGCCGAGCACGCGGAGGAUAAAAUGACCAAAACUGAGAGUUUUACAGUUUCAUGCUCCCCGAAAGAGGCCGGGGACCACACUAACUAUGGACCGGUUGAAACUGAGAGUCGAAAUGACUCUGAACACCCCCAUCAAGCCCCCCCAGGGAUAGGCCAAAGUUUUUCCGGAACCAUUCCGAAGCUGAUCAUAACAAGAGACCCCAGUCCGACCCGGUCUCUGGAGACACCGGCCCCGCUGAGCGUCCGGACCGAGCUUAGCACCGGCUCGUGCCUGGAGCUUCACCCGGAGGACGAGUCCCCCUGCUCGGACAGCGGCUGUGGAGGAUCCCCCGCGCUGAUGCGAUCCCCGAGGAAGCUGUCCAAUUCCUCUUCCAUCGGCCUGUCUUCAGCCUCGUCCUUCGAGGAAUCCGAGGACGACUACACUGGGAGCGACAUUGAGUCCAGUCUGUCACCGGCCCGGUCUCUGUGUAGUCCGGAUGACGGGACAGUGAAUAAGUCCUGGCAGAAAUUGAAGACCAUGGUUCACUGGUCCCCCUUCGUUGUGUCCUUCAAGAAGCGCUACCCAUGGGUGCAGCUAGCCGGUCAUGCAGGUAACUUCCAGGCUGGAGAGUACGGCCGCUUGUUAAAGAAAUACUGUGAGUGUGAGCAGCAGUGCCUGCAGAAGCUGAUGAAGGACACCCUGCGUCCUUACGUGCCUGGUUAUUAUGGUGUAGUACAGAGAGACGAGCAGGACUACAAUCUGAUGGAUGACCUGCUGGCUGACUUUGACUCACCCUCCAUCAUGGACUGUAAGAUGGGCAGCAGGACGUACUUGGAGGAGGAGCUGAUAAAAGCCAGAGAGCGACCACGUCUGCGGAAGGACAUGUACGAGAAGAUGGUGGCAGUGGACCCCGGGGCCCCCACCGAACAGGAGAAGGCCCAGCAGGGAGUCCUUAAACCCAGAUACAUGCAGUGGCGGGAGACACUCAGCUCCACAGCCACCAUGGGCUUCCGCAUUGAAGGCAUUAAGAAAUCUGAUGGGACUUGUAACACCAACUUUAAGAAGACAAAGCACAGGGAGCAGGUGAUGCAGGCCUUGGAGGACUUUGUUGGCGGCAACACUCAGAUUCUGAAACUGUACCUGCAGCGUCUGGAGGAGCUCCGAUCUGUUCUGGAGCAGUCACACUUCUUCAGGUCACACGAGGUUGUGGGUAGCUCUCUGCUAUUCGUGCACGACGCCUCCGGGAAGGCCAGAGUGUGGAUGAUCGACUUCGGGAAGACGGUUCCCCUGCCGGCACCUCGGACCCUGGACCACAGGACGCCCUGGGUAGAAGGGAACAGGGAGGAUGGCUACCUAUGGGGACUGGACAACCUCAUAGACAUCCUCAGCAGUAUGCUCCCACAGACACCUUGAGUAGAGGGGAGACUGCAGUGAAGCUUUUAUCUAACUCUACAUGGUAAAGGGUUUGAAGGAGAAAAGGAUAGAAAACUGAGUUACCAGUAUGAUGACUUUUCUUAUGACCUAAGCCAAGAUCCAAGUGUCUUUAUCAAGCUAAACUUUUUCAAGAAGUUGAUGAACUCAGGCGGGCGCAGGACUUCUGAUGCAAAGUGGAAUAUGCCAAAGGCCAGCAUACUCUCUUUAGGGGACUUUGUUGGACGGAAAAGUAAAGAGGAAGAAUUUAUAGCCUGGAAGUAAUCUUUGUCAUGGACUGGGAGAGAGAAUACAGUCCUUUGAACAUUUUCCUGAGCAGAAAUUUAAAUCUGCUCUUCUUCCUUCAGCACCCCCUCUGCUGGUGAAAGUUGGACAUAGCACUCUGAACUUGAUCAAGUGGUGUGAAGCAUUUUCUCAUACCUCUCGAGGAGCAUUCAGGAAUGGGAGUCUUCUUUUUCUCAUGGACCAAUUUUGAUGUUUAACUAUUGAUUAACACUAAAACACGGGUCAGACCACGUGUUAACUAACUUGGUGUGUACAUACAUUUUAAUUUAAUUUUUUUGCCUUGGUUUAACCUCCUUACCUUGUUUGUACUAUUUUCUGUGCCUACAGCUGUUUGAUCAUUCCAGUGCAGUGGACUCCUGCUAUUUUUCUCCCAAAGAGUUCGCCCAAGUGUAAACUGAUUUAAUCCCAAAGUUUAACUUUGUGCAGGUUUUCUGGAUUUGGAUUUUUGUAUGAUGACAAUGCAGUGAAAUUUCCCCCCUGUCCCUUAACUGUAAAGCAUGCAGCUUGGCAGCCAUGUUUGUCUGGAACAUUUGUUGCACUAUGGAGCCUCACAAAGCCAUUGAACAAAUCAAGCAGUGCCUCUGUGAUUGUUUGGAUGGGAAGCAGCAGUGGAACGCUGGGUUUACAGAUGCUGAAAUUCACAAGUUUGACCUGAACUUAAUUUUGGUGUUAUCACUUUACCCUCUCUAAUCAGUGUUGCUUUUGAUUUUCAAGGUUUUGCAGUGACGUAGUGAUGUAAAGGGGGACAUUGACUGGAUUUACAUGAUUAAACUGAUCAGUCUGUAAAGGCUGUCGUGAGGUUUGAAUCAUGUAAAAACGUGAAACUGGAAUUUUUUUGUUAUGAUUGAAUGGAUGAGAAAAUCAAACACAAGAAAAACACAACUUAGUUCCACUAAAAUGCAGAUUUGUGGGAUGAAAUGUUUGUGUGCAAGUUGGAGUUUACAAUAACUAUGAUCGCUUUAUUUAGAUAUUAAGUCAGAGCUUCAUAUCUGUCGUUCUUUGGCUGGUAUGCGUCAGACCAGUGAGAACAUCAGUCUCUAGUCUUCCAGAUAACCUCUGUCAGUGUCAGGCAGCGCUGUGUGGGAGUUGAGGUGUUCAAUCAGUCAGAAGAUGUUCAUUUUCUACAUGAUUCAAAUAUCUGACUACAUAAAAUUGGAAUUCUAAUUCUGGCAUUUUUUUUCAUUCCUGAAAGAAAAAGGAAACCACAAAGAGAGGGGUAAUAAAGUGUUUACAAAGUAUAAUUAUUUGCCCACAAAUCUUCUUUAUUUGUAAAACUGUCAGGUUUCAAGUUGGGUGCUGCUUCGUGAGUAGAAGAAGAAAAAACUGGACUUAAACCCACGUUUUGUGUUUUUAAAAGGCAGUGUAUUUAAAGUCACAAAACGUGCUGAAAGCUGAUUCAUUCCUAGGUCAUGGAUUGCAAUAAACUGGAAAUAAGAAUAUA
Notolabrus celidotus (New Zealand spotty) is the source of this 4214-nucleotide messenger RNA. Its product is annotated as inositol-trisphosphate 3-kinase A-like. Gene Ontology annotation, cellular component: cytoplasm; nucleus. The record is from RefSeq and is a predicted model, not a curated record. The transcript is spliced from 8 exons. Bases 413 to 2470 code for a protein of 685 amino acids. Gene Ontology annotation, biological process: inositol phosphate biosynthetic process. Gene Ontology annotation, molecular function: inositol-1,4,5-trisphosphate 3-kinase activity; inositol tetrakisphosphate kinase activity. Lineage: Eukaryota; Metazoa; Chordata; Actinopteri; Labriformes; Labridae.